CUUGUAGUGCUACGACAGCCUUUUGGCUGUUUACUGGGGUCCUGCUGAAACAGCCUUUUGGCUGUCUGGAUAAGCGCUAGGUAUUUCCCGGCGAUAAUGAAAAAAAUAUCAAUAAAUACACAAUCCCAUGACUUAAAUAGGUAUUCAAUAGGAAGCUAUAUAUCGUUGCAUUCGUUUUUCAUAAAAACUUUGAUACAGUUAUCCCUGCCGUCUCUGUAUCGAAAGGUAAAUCCCUGUCAACUGCGCUUUUUUCCAGAAUAUGCGAUAUUUUUAGCCGUGUUACGUCACCGGAAACAUGCGCACAAUACAAACGCAUAGCAAAAUGUUUCCGCCAAAAUGGCUAACAUGUGCUCUGAACCUAUUAGCUAUAUAUUUGGUCUUAGCGGUGCUGUCAGAGGUUCCGUAGCAUUGACAUCGUCAUCUUUAUAUUUAUAAGGUAUUUAACUAUUGUUUCGAUAUAGAACGUCAGUAGUAUAUAACAUUUAUAGUAUAUUUCAUGACCGUUUUGUUAUCGAGAUCUUGCACACAGAGAAUGAUUACGUCACAAUUUGUGGUGUUCGCACUCGAUCUUGUUUGGGUCUCCUCAUACUAUGACUGUUUAUGGAAAGACGGGAUACGAUUUUACUGAAUAAAUGAUUGAAACAUGAAUUGUUAUUAUUAUAUUAACUGAUUUUGUAAGCAAGUUAAGUCUCGAUCACAUAAAAGCGUUCUACUUAUUCAAAAUUAUCGAGUGCUAUUUGUGUCUGCUCUCGUCGCCAAUGUAAACAAGAUGGCGGAGCGGCAAAUCUCUGACGAUUUACAGAAUGUUUUACCAGAGUUCCGCGCUAUAUUUGAGGAGAUAUUUUUGGACGAGGACAGUGAUGAGUUUGACGGAUUUGAUGAACAAGAUGUAGAGGACGAAACGGAUGUAAGGCACAUUUUUGACGAGGAAAGUUGGCAAGAAGGUGGUAGACGGCCGUCUACUUUCACUUUCGUCAGUCGCGCUGGCAUAAAUGAGAAUGUAUUGCCUGUACCCGAAGAAAACACUCUAAGUUAUCUCGAGUAUUUUGAGAGUAUUGUUUCGGAUACAAUUGUAAGUAAAGUUGUAGAUGAAACCAACAACUAUGCUACAAAUUACUUGCAGACUCAUCAAAACUUGCCACCUUUUUCUAGACUUGGAAACUGGACAAAUACAUCCGUUCCAGAAAUGAAAUCAUUCCUUGGAAUAACCAUAGCAAUGGGUAUUGUGAGACAACUGGAUAUCCAAGAUUACUGGUCUACAAAUGUUGUAAUCAGUACACCAUUUUUCAAUACCGUUAUGUCUAGAGACAGAUUUCUUGCACUGAUGAGCUUUCUGCACUUGUCUGAUAACAACAUUGCAGUACUAAGGGGACAACCAGGUUAUUCCCCUUUACAGAAGCUCGGGGAUCCCUACAAGGACAUUUUAUCAAAUUUUCAGAGAGUUUAUACUCCUGGUAAGAACAUUGCCAUUGAUGAAGGGAUGAUUCCAUGGAGGGGAAAUCUGCAUUUUCGUGUUUACAGUCCUGACAAACCUUGCAAAUAUGGCCUUAAAAUGUAUAUGCUUUGCGACUCUGCAAAUGGAUAUUGUAGUAGAAUGGAGCUGUAUACAGGCCGUGAUGGUCAGCAGCAGCCACCCAGUCAGUUUGGGGCUACAUAUAACUUGGUGUUGCGUCUUGUUUCUCCAUACUUGAACAAAGGAUACCAUCUUUAUAUGGACAAUUACUUCAGCAGCCCUCAACUGUUUUAUGAGUUAUACCUUCAAGCAACAGUAGCAUGUGGCACAGUCAGGUCAAACAGACGAGGAAUCCCACAAAAAUUGAAGAGUCAACGCCUAACAAAGGGGGAAAUAUUUGUUGUCCACAACUCCACCCUUGUUGCUGUGAAGUAUGCAGACAAAAAAGAUGUCAUUUUACUUACCACUAUACAUGAAGGUGUGAAAGUAGACACUGGCCGGCUUGACCAAGAUGGUUCCCAUAUCGUCAAACCAGACUGUGUACUAAGUUAUAACAGGUAUAUGGGAGCGGUGGAUCGAUGUGAUCAAAUGGUUGCAAAUGGGAGCUUUGACCGACGGACAUUGAAAUGGUGGAAAAAAGUUUUUUUCCAUAUGAUUGGUCUUGCUGUCCUGAACUCGUACAUAUUGUACAAGAGUAGGACUCGACACCCAGUGCACCAAAGGAUAUUCAGGAGGGAGCUAGUCAGUCAGCUGAUGGAAGUCUCUGAGCUUUCUGGUGCUGCUCCCAGAGGCAGAAAGCGGACCUCAGCCGAGAUAUUGCAGCGUUUGACUGCCAGACAUUUUAUGUCUCACCUGCCACCAACUGACAAGAGAAGCCAUGGGAAACGACGGUGUGUUGUAUGUGGGCCUGGUGAGUUGGAACUCUUCAAGUCCUCUCAUCCACAUGAACCAGUACCUAAGUGUAUGGGACGCGAGACCACUUUCCAGUGCAAGCAGUGUCAAGUGGCUUUAUGCAUAGAACCCUGUUUUGAACUUUUCCAUACGAAGUCUGAGUAUGUUUUGGCAUAUAAAAGACAGAAAACUGCGACCACCCAGUCUGGGCAGGAGGAAUAGUGUCAACAUCAGCUCAUGUCCUCAAACUACAAAUGGAAAUCAAUGUACAUAGCUCAAAUAUAUAUGAACAAGUUGAAAUAGAUACUUUUUUUAGUUUUUAAAUGAUGAAGUUAUUCCAAAUUGAUGAAAACUUGAUAUCCAAUUGUCAAUGUAAAAGAAGGUGAGUGUGCUAUGUUCAUGUAAUUGGUUGUUGGUUGCCUAGCAACUAUUUGCCUUGUACCAUAGCAACAUGAUUUCCAUACAGUUCAGUUCUUUGAAAUGAAAUAGCAUGAUGCCAUUGUGAUCAUGGUUCUAUGCAGAAAAGAAAUAUCAUCACAUAAAACUGACUAAAAACAAUAAUACAAGCCUGGUCACCAAACUGUUGUUCACAACUACUGUACUUCAUAACACCUUAUGUAAAGUAAUAUGGUUCAGCUCAAAGUAGCUGAAAUGACUACUUUAAGCAAGUAUUUCAGUAUUACUUGAUAAAUAUAUGAUAUAUAUCCAAAUCUGGGAAUUAUACAGUAUUCCAAAACAAAAAAGUUAAAAUAAUAAAUUAUUCAUAAAUUUUCUUCGCAAAAUAUCAACAUUUUAUACCUUCAACUUAGAGGUUUGAAAUAUAGAAAACGAUAAGAGAUAAUGAGUGGAAAUGAUAAAAAUGACUUAAUAUGAUUCCCUAAGAACAUUUUCAAGCAUUUUGAAAAAAAGAAAAAAAAAAAAGUGAAACAAUUCAGCAUUGGGAGAUGUCUGAUUCUGGGACAAUUCAGCACUACAAAUAGAUUUCGCUAAUUUGACUGUCAAACUUAAGAUAAUCUGUUUACUGGGUUUGUGAUUUCACUUGAGUUAAAAUUGGUUACAGAUUAGCUUGGUUAAUAUGAAGUAUGAUAAUUGAGAAUUACAACUUUCAUUAUUUCAGUCAUUAACGUUACCUUUAUUUCUAUCUAAGCUGUCUCAUGACCUGGAGCUAUUAUUGGAUGCACAAUUACACCUCGUGAUAAUAUGGUCUUAUUCUAUGGAGGAUCACUGAUCUCUAUUUCAACCUCUAACCAAAAUCAUUAAAACCGUUUCCCCCGAGCAUAUAUUUUAAUUACAAUUUCACCUGAAGUUACCAAAUUAAAUUUGCAGGUAUAUCUUGUUAUCGCUUGAUAUGAGAUUGGACACAAACAAUUAAAAUGAAACUGUUUCCUUAUUCUUAUGUUGCCCAAUGAAAAGACCAAUGAAAGCCUUUGGAACUUACUGUAGUAUUUUGAUUUGUUAAAAUUGAUUCCUAAUUGCUUAUCUCUAAAAUUUAUUUCAUGACCUGUAUAACUUUGACAUACCAAUUUAAG
Messenger RNA from Mizuhopecten yessoensis (Yesso scallop), 3873 nucleotides. Its product is annotated as piggyBac transposable element-derived protein 4-like. The record is from RefSeq and is a predicted model, not a curated record. NCBI's taxonomy places the organism in Eukaryota, Metazoa, Mollusca, Bivalvia, Pectinida, Pectinidae. Bases 770 to 2566 code for a protein of 598 amino acids. The transcript is spliced from 2 exons.